AUGGCCGAGCCCCCAGUGGCCGAGAUCUCUGCGCCCAGGGCCUCUCUGACACAGAGCGCGCAAAGCCUGCGGAGCGUCCGGCAGUCCCGCCCCUCGAAUGUGGACUCCCGCAGCCUGAGCAGGUACCGGGGCAGCGCCACCGUCUCCCGGGAGCUCCUCUUCCACGGCUCGCUGUUGCACCCUGGGGCGGGCUCGGGACGCCGGCGGGGAGCUCUGCGAGAGCUGCUGGGGCUACAAGGGGGUACUCCCGCGGGGUGGCAGUCAGAGGAGCGCACGGAGCAGCAGUCCCCGGGAGGGCCGAACGCAGCGGGCAGCGGCAGGCUGUGCCUGGAGCCCCGGGAACACGCGUGGAUACUGGCGGCUGCCGAAGGCCGCUUUGAGGUGCUGCAGGAGCUGCUAGAAGCUGAGCCGGGGCUGCUCCUACGGGGCGACCCAAUCACCGGCUACUCUGUGCUGCACUGGCUGGCCAAGCACGGGCGCCACGAGGAGCUCAUCCUGGUGCACGACUUCGCCCAGCGCCGGGGGCUGCGGCUCGACGUGAGCGCCCCGGGGAGCGGUGGCCUCACGCCCCUUCACCUGGCGGCCCUGCAGGGCCACUACAUGGUCAUCAAGGUGCUGGUGGGCGCCCUGGGGGCUGAUCCCACACGCCGUGACCACAGCGGCCACCGGGCCUGUCAUUACCUGCGGCCCGACGCGCCCUGGAGCCUGCGGGAGCUGUCGGGGGCUGAGUACUGGGAGAUAGAGAGUGGCAGUGAGCGAAACAACGCCAACAACAACAGCAGCGGCGCCGCCGGGUGGACGCCGCGAAGGACUCUGAACGCAGUGGGCGCGACGGCCGCGGAGACAACGGCGAGAGAAACGGCGUUGCCCGGCAAGGAGAAGGACUCCAUGGGCAGCCGAGUGGCGCAAAUUCAAGGUUUUUUCCGCCAGAUGUUCCCCUUCUUCCAGGACCGUUGA
Messenger RNA from Pteronotus mesoamericanus, 957 nucleotides. It is a transcript of the gene SOWAHD, whose product is annotated as sosondowah ankyrin repeat domain family member D. The record is from RefSeq and is a predicted model, not a curated record. Lineage: Eukaryota; Metazoa; Chordata; Mammalia; Chiroptera; Mormoopidae. The coding region runs from base 1 to 957 and encodes 318 amino acids. The transcript has a single exon. Gene Ontology annotation, molecular function: protein binding.